Messenger RNA from Cylicocyclus nassatus, 1344 nucleotides. NCBI's taxonomy places the organism in Eukaryota, Metazoa, Nematoda, Chromadorea, Rhabditida, Strongylidae. The record is from the annotation of a GenBank genome assembly.
AUGCGAAAAGCGUAUCUAUGUUCUCAGCUAAUCCAUCCAUUCGAUUCAUUGGCUUCGCCAGCGAUUUACUCCAGUUUUUGGAGCCUACGGGCCACAUCUCCCUACGGUGCAAUAGAAAACACUAUCAAGCUCAUCUACAAAAAAGGGCAUCGCUAUGUGAAAAUCACAGACUUCGUUGCUGUGUCUCAACUCAUAAAACAGCAUCAAGUGACUGGACGAGUUCCGCGCUCUAUCGAUCUCACUGAUUAUUUUGAUACGACCAUUACAAUUCUAGCUGACUACAUCGAAAAAGGAGAGAUAAAAGCUAAAAUAUCAUUCUACGCUUUGGCAGAGCUACUGAAGCUCACAAAGACUUUUGUGAUGGAAGAUCUACAAAGGCGCCUUGAAGAGAUCCUUAUUUUGACCGCCGAUACUUCUACCGAUCAUCUCAUACAAGCGGUUCUUGUAGCUGGCACAUCAAACAUUACAAAAGAGACGGAGAAUGCCCUGCAUUAUCUCGCCGCUUGGAGUUUUGUGGAAAUGGCCAAGUUACCGGACUUCCAGCGCAUUCCGUACCACCAGUUUGUCAUGCUUCUAGCCAGCUGCGAGCUACAUGUUGCUCAUGAAGUCGUCGCUGCUGAUGCCGCUCUUCUAUGGCUUGUCGGUCAACCUCAUCCAGCUGUUUACGUGCCUGGUGUAUUUUCCGUGAUUCGUUCCGCUUAUCUAAGUAAAGUAGAUCGUCAGCUCAUCGUAGAACGCAUCGCUACUCUGCAAAUGCCGGAAUCGGUGGCUCGUUUCGCCAAAAAUUCGAUGGAGUCAAAGCAUAGUAGCCGAAUCUGCCUUGAAGGAACACACAUCAAUCGUCAUCUAGUCCGUUGUGGUAUACCAGAUCCUGAGAAACGUCCGAAAGAGACACAACUAGUAUUGAGUAGACCACGUGAGGGGAUCAAAUGGAGUGAGAAGAGUAAGCGCUAUAAGCAGAAGAAGCUCGGAGGGGUAGAAGAAGCAGCCAAAGCAAAAGAUCUAGCCGCAAGAGUAGAUCGCAGCGUUCAUCAAGAAGUAAACGGUCGCCAAAAUCGGAAAGAUCCGGAUCAAAAAGCAGGCGCUCGAAAAGAAGCAGUAAAUCGUCAAAAAGACGUCACAGAUCUAGCUCAGAAAGACGUCGCAGCAGGCGUGAAAGUAGAAGCAAAAGCAAGAGGAGCCAAAAAUCAGAACGUAGUAAUGGAAAUGGUGAAGGAGCGAAAGAGGCGAGAAAAAGCGUGGGAAGAAAACGAGGGACGAGUAAAUCUCUUUGACAAAGCCACUGAUACAGCGUAGAUGAAAUUUGAUGUAGUAAAGCAGUAUGUAGCUGUAUUAAAGCUGUUG